UUGGCUCGCGCCGAAAUUCAAAGGAAUAAAUAGUUCCGGCGCGGGUGUAGGGACUAGGGCUGGUGUGUUCGCCAUGGUGAAGUUGGACUCUUAGUUCCCUAAGCUGGCAGAGAUUUACUGGCCCAACAUAGUAUUGAAAAAUGCAUAUUAAGUCAAUCAUUCUUGAGGGAUUCAAGUCUUACGCUCAGAGGACUGAAGUCAAUGGUUUUGACCCCCUCUUCAAUGCUAUCACUGGUUUAAAUGGUAGUGGAAAAUCCAACAUACUGGACUCCAUCUGCUUUUUGCUGGGCAUCUCCAACCUGUCUCAGGUUCGGGCUUCUAAUCUACAAGAUUUAGUUUACAAAAACGGGCAGGCUGGAAUUACCAAAGCGUCUGUGUCAAUCACCUUUGAUAAUUCUGACAAAAAGCAAAGCCCUUUGGGAUUUGAAGUUCAUGAUGAAAUCACAGUGACAAGGCAGGUGGUUAUUGGUGGCAGAAAUAAAUAUUUAAUCAAUGGAGUAAAUGCAAACAACACCAGAGUACAGGAUCUCUUCUGUUCUGUUGGCCUGAAUGUAAACAACCCUCAUUUUCUCAUCAUGCAGGGUCGAAUUACAAAAGUACUGAAUAUGAAACCUCCAGAGAUCUUAUCUAUGAUAGAAGAAGCAGCUGGAACAAGGAUGUAUGAAUAUAAAAAAAUAGCUGCGCAGAAAACUAUAGAGAAAAAGGAGGCCAAGCUGAAAGAAAUUAAGACGAUACUUGAAGAAGAGAUUACUCCAACCAUUCAGAAAUUAAAAGAGGAAAGAUCUUCCUAUUUGGAGUACCAAAAAGUAAUAAGAGAAAUAGAACAUUUGAGUCGUUUAUAUAUUGCUUACCAAUUUUUGCUGGCUGAAGAUACUAAAGAGCGCUCAGCUGAGGAGUUAAAAGAAAUGCAGGAUAAAAUUAUAAAGCUUCAAGAAAAAUUGUCUGAGAAUGAUAAAAAAAUAAAGGCUCUUAAUCAUGAAAUAGAAGAAUUGGAAAAACGAAAAGAUAAGGAAAUUGGAGGCAUACUUCGAUCUUUAGAAGAUGCUCUUGCAGAGGCUCAGCGAGUUAAUACUAAGUCUCAAAGUGCAUUUGACCUUAAAAAGAAAAACCUGGCAAGUGAAGAAAACAAACGCCAAGAGCUGGAAAAAAAUUUGGUAGAGGAUUCUAAAACUUUAGCAGCAAAGGAGAAAGAAGUUCAGAGUAUAACAGAUGGGCUGCAUGGCCUUCAAGAAGCAAGUGAUAAAGACGCUGAAGCUUUGGCUGCUGCACAGCAGCACUUCAAUGCUGUUUCCGCUGGUUUGUCCAGUAACGAAGAUGGAGCAGAAGCAACUAUCGCUGGUCAAAUGAUAGCCUGUAAAAAUGACAUAAGUAAAGCUCAGACAGAGGCCAAACAGGCCCAAAUGAAAUUGAAACAUGCCCAGCAGGAAUUAAAGAAUAAACAAGUAGAAGUUAAGAAGAUGGAUGGUGGCUAUAGGAAGGAUCAAGAAGCUUUAGAAGCUGUAAAAAGACUAAAAGAAAAACUUGAAACAGAAAUGAAGAAAUUAAAUUAUGAAGAAAAGAAAGAAGAAAACCUUUUGGAAAAGCGCAGACAACUAUCUCAUGAUAUCAGUAGAUUAAAAGAAACAUAUGAAGCUCUCUUGGCCAGAUUUCCCAAUCUUCAGUUUGCAUACAAAGAUCCAGAGAAGAACUGGAAUAGAAAUUGUGUAAAAGGACUUGUGGCUUCUCUGAUUAGUGUGAAAAAUACUUCUGCGACAACAGCCUUGGAAUUGGUUGCUGGGGAACGACUCUACAAUGUUAUCGUAGACACAGAGGUUGGUCCUAACAAUGUUCAUGUGGCUCUUUCCCUGGUUGACUAUAAACCAGAACUUCAGAAAGCAAUGGAAUUUGUCUUUGGAACAACAUUUGUUUGUGACAAUAUGGACAAUGCUAAAAAGGUGGCCUUUGAUAAAAGGAUAAUGACUAGAACUGUAACUUUAGGAGGUGAUGUAUUUGAUCCUCAUGGAACAUUGAGUGGAGGUGCUCGAUCUCAGGCAGCUUCUAUUUUAACCAAGUUUCAAGAACUCAAAGAUGUUCAGGAUGAGCUGAGGAUCAAGGAGAAAGAGCUACAGGUUUUAGAAGAGGAAUUAGCACGUCUUAAAAAUACUGCUGAAAAGUAUCGCCAACUAAAACAGCAGUGGGAAAUGAAAACUGAGGAAGCAGAUUUAUUACAAACAAAGCUCCAGCAAAGCUCAUAUCAUAAACAACAAGAAGAAUUGGAUGCCCUUAAAAAAACUAUUGCGGAAAGUGAAGAAACCUUAAAAAACACCAAAGAAAUCCAAAAAAAAGCAGAAGAAAAAUAUGAAAUAUUAGAGAAUAAAAUGAAAAAUGCAGAAGCUGAGAGAGAAAAAGAACUAAAGGAUGCUCAGAAAAAACUGGAUUGUGCCAAAACAAAAGCAGAUGCAUCUAGCAAGAAAAUGAAGGAAAAGCAACAGGAAGUUGAAGCUAUCACCCUGGAGCUUGAAGAGCUCAAGAGAGAGCAUGCAUCCUAUAAACAGCAGCUUGAAGCUGUAAAUGAAGCUAUCAAAUCCUAUGCAGGUCAGAUUGAAGUAAUGGCAGCAGAGGUAGCAAAAAAUAAGGAAUCAGUCAGUAAAGCUCAAGAAGAGGUGACCAAGCAAAAAGAAGUGAUAGUAGCCCAUGACAGUGUAAUUAAAACUAAAUAUGCAGAAGUAGCAAAACAUAAGGAGCAAAACAAUGAUUCUCAACUUAAAAUUAAGGAGUUAGACCACAACAUCAGCAAACAUAAACGGGAAGCUGAAGAUGCUGCUUCAAAGGUAUCCAAAAUGUUGAAAGACUAUGAUUGGAUUAAUGCAGAGAGACAUCUCUUUGGCCAACCUAAUAGUGCCUAUGAUUUCAAAACUAACAAUCCCAAGGAAGCUGGUCAGCGACUUCAGAAGUUGCAAGAAAUGAAGGAGAAAUUAGGAAGAAAUGUCAAUAUGAGAGCUAUGAAUGUACUGACAGAAGCUGAAGAGCGAUAUAAUGACUUGAUGAAGAAGAAGAGAAUUGUAGAAAAUGACAAAUCCAAAAUCCUUGCAACUAUAGAAGACCUUGACCAGAAGAAAAACCAAGCCCUAAAUAUUGCUUGGCAAAAGGUGAACAAAGAUUUUGGGUCUAUUUUUUCUACUCUUUUGCCUGGUGCCAAUGCUAUGCUUGCACCACCAGAAGGGCAAACUGUUUUGGAUGGUCUGGAGUUCAAAGUUGCCUUGGGAAACACCUGGAAAGAAAAUCUAACUGAGCUUAGUGGUGGUCAGAGGUCCUUAGUGGCUUUGUCAUUAAUAUUGUCCAUGCUCCUCUUCAAACCUGCUCCAAUUUAUAUCUUGGAUGAGGUAGAUGCAGCCUUGGAUCUUUCUCAUACCCAAAAUAUUGGACAGAUGUUGCGAACUCAUUUCACACAUUCUCAGUUCAUUGUGGUAUCCCUAAAAGAAGGUAUGUUCAACAAUGCAAAUGUUCUUUUCAAAACCAAGUUUGUGGAUGGAGUUUCAACAGUGACGCGAUUCACUCAAAGUCAGAAUGGAAGGAUUCCAAAGGAAACAAAAUCCAAGGCAAAAUGACCCAAAUGAGCACAUGGUGAAAGUUUUAAAGUACAAACUUAUUCCUGUACCUUAACCUUUUUUUUUAAACAUAAUCUUUCAAGAACGUGGAAUCUAAUUUGUUUAUAUAAUAAUAGUUAUUCUAUUACCAAACUAGUAUUUUCUCUUCCUUUGUAUUAUCUCUUGAAAAUGAACAUAGAUUGUUCUCUAUUAAUUAGUAUAACUGUGGUCCAGUUACUGUGGUUGUGGUUUUAUGUAUAUCAUCAAAGUUUUUUCUUAUACAAAUCUUUUAUGUAUUAGGGAGUCUGAUAUACCUGGUUGGUGGUAUAUAUAGAAGAAAAAAUGCAAAGAAACAGAUGAAAUUAAAAUAUAGGAUAAAUGUAGCUGACAGUCAGCUUUUAAUUAGUUUAAUUCUUAAAGCAAGAUUAUGUGUUUUCUAUUGCUAAUAAAAUAAUUUAGUUAAGGAAGAAUUAUAAAGCAAGUAGAUGAAUGAACAAAGGGAACACAAAGCCAAUAUACAUGUACUAAGGUAUUGGAAUUUAGUCCCUUGAGGACACAAUGUCAGAUUCUAAGAUGGGAAAAGAACUUGAAAAGAUUUCCCAUUUUAAUGUUGUUGGAAUAUCAUGUUUCUAGAUGCAUAAUAAUUGGUCUCUGCUACCUUGAUUUGUUUUGUAAAGCUCUAUGAGUAUUUUAUAGAGGUUUUUGAAGAAGUAUGUUGUGUGGUGCUCUCUGGGUUUAUUUGAAGUCUCAGUAUUUUUGAAGCUUUUUGUCAGCCUUUUCAUAAUCUAGUUAAUAACCUGUCAGUGACUGAAAAUGUAGGAUCCAGACUAAAUCAAAGUUUUUCUUGAGUCUAAUAAGCAUAUAGAUUGAUCUAUUAACAAAAUUACUUGAAAGUUUGGUGAUUAUUACAACUAUUUGUACAUUCUGCUUUCCAUUUCAAAGCAGUGCAGUUUCUUUAGAACUCUAUAGGUGGAACUAUCAAACACCGUAAGAAUAGGAUUUGUAGCUUUUGUUUUCUCUAGAUACAUCAUUAAAAUAAUGUGUCUAUAAUCUGAAUCCUAAAAGUUCUAAUGUGAUCUAAUCUGAUCUUUGAUGUGUUAUUUUAGCCCCAUCUCCCUUCCUGAUACUUGACUCUUAGUUCCUAAAUGUUAUUAUCAUCCUUUCUCUGAUACAUGCUCAUACUUUUUGGCUCUAGGAUUGACAUUUCUCAGUCUUCAUUUGCCAUACCUGUUAUGUAACACCUGAGUAAUUGAUAUGAGACAGAUUGGAAUGUAUUUAAUCUAGAAUUAGUUCUCUUUACUGUGAGAGGGAAGCUAGAUACAGCAAUAAAUGCUAAGUUACAGGAAGGCCAAUAUCACAGAUGGCAAACCUACAGAAUUUUGUGCUUCCUUUCAAAAGUAUUGCAGAUUGUUCACCAAAACAGUUGUAUGCAUCUACAUAAUUACCAAUAAAGUAUAACGCACGAGUUUUA
Heterocephalus glaber (naked mole-rat) is the source of this 5037-nucleotide messenger RNA. It is a transcript of the gene Smc2, whose product is annotated as structural maintenance of chromosomes 2. Gene Ontology annotation, molecular function: protein binding; ATP binding; ATP hydrolysis activity. Gene Ontology annotation, cellular component: chromosome. Lineage: Eukaryota; Metazoa; Chordata; Mammalia; Rodentia; Bathyergidae. Gene Ontology annotation, biological process: chromosome organization. The record is from RefSeq and is a predicted model, not a curated record.